Molecule: messenger RNA, 1451 nt
Organism: Nematostella vectensis (starlet sea anemone)
Lineage: Eukaryota; Metazoa; Cnidaria; Anthozoa; Actiniaria; Edwardsiidae
Product: zinc finger HIT domain-containing protein 2
Exons: 2
Coding region: 108-1334 (408 amino acids)
Source: RefSeq, a predicted model, not a curated record
UUACCGCGUCGUAUUACGUUAACCGCUGGUCAGUAGCGCGGUCUUACCCAGGAUGCGGUGCAAUUUAUACCGCUGAAAACAAAUUCAUGGGCUCAGCUUAAUCCAACAUGGCGGUCGGCUCAGAGGAAAACGUAAAAUUGCAUGAAGAAGAGCCUUUUAUCUCAAAUAGCGCAGAUACCUGCUUCUUCUGCAAGAAACAGUUUUCCAAGUACACUUGCCCGCGUUGUAAUGUACGGUAUUGCUCAAUUUCCUGUUACAGAUGUGAAAAACACGUCGAAUGCACCGAAGACUUCUAUCGCCAGAACGUCAUGGAUGCGUUGAAGUUGGACUCGAAUUGUCCGGAUGACCCGGACAGAAUCAUAGAAAUGCUUAAAAGAUUAGAGGAUGAUGGCAAGGGAGAAGGGGACGAGGAAGGCAGUGGACUAGAGGAAAGACUAAGGGAUAUAGACCUUGACAGGGACCCGGAUGCAUUGUGGGACGCACUGGGCAAGGAGGAGCAACAAGGGUUUCUCGCUGCGCUAAAAAGCGGCAAAUUUAGUCAUUCCAUAACAUUGCUUGAGCCCUGGUGGAAGCCGGAAAUAAAAAAGCAUGUAGAAGUCUUACCACCACUUGAGGAAUCAAACCUGGACCAUCACUAUACAACAAGUCUCUCUAAGACUAAAAGUAAAAUCCCUUCCUUAAUAGAUAAAGUUCCUCCCCUGAUGGCAAUCAUAAAGACUGCUCAACCAAACCCAGCUGUAAAGUUCAGCAUUGUAGAUGUGUUAUAUUCAUAUGCUUACACCAUGCGCCUAUACAAUUUCACCCCUCAGGACGACCCCCGGCAGGCAUCAGAAACAUUUCUAGCACUAUCCUCGGUAAUAUCAAAGAACAUCACUUUCCAGAGUACAGACACAGUUGCACACACUAGUUUGAAUAAUUCAAUGGAACAGAAAGAUCUGUUUAACAGUAGAGAGUUCUCAUGUAACAUUCUUCUUGAUGUGGUUGAGAUAAUCAAUGGCUUCACGUCAGAUACAAGUGAGGAAGUGAGUUUUGUUAGUCUCGCAUUAUCAGACUGUCAUCGACUUCUUUCAAGGGGCCUCAAAGCCUUAAGACAAGAACAAGGAGAUAAGGAUUUAGAGAAGAAGCUAUGGCUUGCUAAGAAAAAGGUUGACUUCCUUCUGUCCUGGAGCGAUGAAAAUAUCCAAACUCUACAGUCUGUGGCUUCCUUUAUCCUAGCAAUUCACCACCAAGAGUUGUUGUCUUGUAAAAUGCACUUGACUGAAAAGCAAUCUCUAGAAAAGCGAUGGCGGGGCCCCAACCCACCACCAAGAAAACCACUCAUAGAGGAACUCUGAAUAUAGGUUAUAUAUGUCAAACAUCAUUACAGUAAAGGACGUUUUUUGCAACAAAAUUAUCAAAAACCAUCACUAAGUUUGAGACCAAAACUAGCAUAAUAAAAUAGUGUGACUAGU